This is a messenger RNA of Striga hermonthica, 3459 nucleotides long. The record is from the annotation of a GenBank genome assembly. Lineage: Eukaryota; Viridiplantae; Streptophyta; Magnoliopsida; Lamiales; Orobanchaceae.
AUGGUGGGGAUUCUGGGAUUGACGCGUGCCUUUGGGGACUGGGCUGACUCCCCGCGCGAGGUUACUCGGACGAUUCCGACGAGUGAAAACAUCGGGGAAAGCGGGUGGCUGAUCAGAUUCUUUGACUCCGCCUUCUUCUGUGAGUGGAUCGCCGUCAGCUACCUCUACAAGCACGAUCACUCGGGUGUUCGAGAUUACUUGUGCAACCGUAUGUAUACUCUCCCUCUCCCUGGUAUCGAGAGCUACUUGUUUCAAAUUUGCUACAUGUUAAUUCACAAGCCCAGCCCCUCGCUGGACAAGUUUGUUAUAGAUGUAUGUUCUAAAUCCCUGAAAAUUGCACUCAAAGUCCACUGGUUUCUGAUGGCGGAGUUGGAGGAAGUAGAUGACAACGAAGGGGUUAGUAGGAUUCAGGAGAAGUGUCAGUUUGCCGCCACCUUAAUGGGUGAGUGGCCGCCUUUGAUCAAGCCUCAGCUGCAUACUAGUGGCUUUAUGUCGACAAUGUCAUUUGGUAAUGACAAUGGAAGUAGCAGUAGCCCAUCAGGUAAAACCCCAAUGUUGAACCGUCUGUUGUCAUCAAAACAGAAGUUAAUGUCGUUGACAUCAUCUCCUCCAAAUGCCAUACUUGUGUCCAAGUCGUUCUCCUUUUCACCCUCGUCGGCUAACUCGAUGAUGAAUGAUGAUGGUGGUAAAGUUGUGGGAACCCCCGAGGAGAACAAUAAGAUUUUCAAGAAAUUUAUCCCAGGUCCCAAGGUACGAGAUGCUUUGCUCUUCAGGAAAUCUUUGGACAAGGACGAGGAGGUGCCUGAGAAGGAUGGUGGGUUUCUUAAGCGAUUGUUAAGGGAUAGUAGGGAUGAUGAUGCGAGAAAGUCUGUAGGUAACGGUAAAGAGAAUGAUGAGGAUCCUGAGAAGGAAGCUGGGUUCUUCAAGAGGUUACUGAGGGACAAUCGUGAUGAGGGCAUGCGGAAAUCGGUGGAUAGAUCCAAAGAUGAGGAGUGGCAUGAGCAAGAUGGUGGGUUCUUCAAGAGGUUAUUGUCAAGUAGCAGAGAAGAAGAUUCGAGAAAGUCGAUGGAUAGGAAUGACGAGGAGUUUGAGAAGGAUGGAUUUUUCAGAAGGUUUUUGAGUGGUAAGGAUGAGGAGGAGGGGAUUAACUCAAGUACGGAUAGUUUUAUGAAGCGGUUAUUUCGAGAUGGUAAAAAUGAUUCAGAUGAAAAAGCAUUGUCUAAAUCUGCUGAAGAUGACGAGAAGGAAGGAUUCUUCAAGAAACUCUUUAAGGAUAGAAAUGUUGAUAAGAAUGAUGGUAAUGACAAGAAUGAUGAUGAUGUAAGAGUGGGAAAGAAUUCUGAAGAUGAAGGAUUCUUCAAGAAACUGUUCAAGGAAAAAUUCGAUGACAAGAAAGAUGUCAGUGAACGGGGUGAUGAGAAUAGGACAGGACAUGCAAACAGUGUAGAUGAUGACCCGUCGGAUUCGUUGUUGCGUAGAUUGUUCCGUGUCCAUUCAGAAGAUUCCAAAACUUCCACGGCAAAUGACAGUAGCUAUAGUAACAAUCUUCUUGAAAGCAGUCCUGGAACAGAGAACUUUUUUCGGAAGCUGUUUAAGGAUCGAGACCGCUCAGUAGAGGAUUCUGAACUCUAUGGUUCCAAAAUGAGUAAAGCGAAUCAUCCUGGCUCACCAAAGCAAGGAAGUAGAAAAUCACAUGCUAAACCUCCACUUCCAAAUAGCGCAUCACAGCUUAGGAAAGGAACGUAUCAUGAAUCGCUUGAUUUUGUUCAAUCUUUAUGUGAGACAUCCUAUGGCCUUGUUGAUGUUUUUCCUAUUGAAGAUCGAAAAACUGCUCUUCGCGAGUCACUUGCAGAGAUCAAUGCACAUAUAGAUGUUGCUCAAAGUAGUGGAGGAAUAUGUUUUCCUAUGGGGAAAGGUAUGUAUCGUGUUGUUCACAUUCCGGAAGAUGAAGCUGUCCUCAUGAAUUCGAGAGAAAAAGCUCCUUAUCUUAUCUGCAUUGAAGUUCUGAAGUGUGAAGCUCCAAGUAAUUCAACCGAUGCUUCCAAUUCACAAAAGCUUUCUAGAGGAGGAAUUCCAUUGGCAAAUAGGGAUGCACUUCUACCGAAGCCUCCUCCAUGGGCUUAUCCUUUAUGGACAGGACAGGAUAUGUACCACAGUGGUUAUGAUAGGAUUUCUAGGUCCACUUCUGAUGCGAUAGAUCAGGCAAUGGCUCAGUUAUGGGAUGCUAAAGUGAAAUUUGUUCAUGUCAAUUUUUCUGUGGAGAAGCAAUCAGAAGUAGCUGCUAAUUGUGGCCAGACCAAAGAAGUUGCUAGUGCACUUCAUGCAGACGAUAGCUCUGAUUUGGAAUUCGUGAGGGUGAUCUUGUCAGCGGAACCUGGAAGUUGCAUGGAUGACAUAGUGGACCAAGAUCCACCUCGACGGAAAGAACAUCGGCGUGUUCCCAGUACCGUGGCAAUUGAGGAAGUUAAGGCAGCUGCUUUGAAAGGAGAAGCUCCUCCUGGUCUUCCUCUGAAAGGAGCUGGUCAGGAUUCAUCGGAUGCCCAACCAAAGGUUGAAAAUGGUGGUGUUCCCAAAGUAGGCGAUGCAUUAGCUGGUGAACUUUGGGGGGUAAAGAAAGAGCGAAUCCGCAAAGCAUCAGUGUAUGGAAAAUUACCCGGCUGGGACUUGCGCUCUGCAAUUGUGAAGAGUGGGGACGACUGCCGUCAGGAGCACCUGGCCGUUCAACUAAUUUAUCAUUUUUACGAUAUAUUCCAGGAAGCUGGUCUACCCCUGUGGUUGCGUCCAUACGAAGUUUUAGUUACUUCCUCUUAUACAGCUCUGAUUGAAACCAUACCAGACACGGCAUCACUCCAUUCGAUCAAAAGUAGAUUUCCCAAUAUUUCAAGUUUGCGGGACUUUUUUGUUGCCAAGUAUCAAGAAAAUUCUCCUGCUUUUAAGCUUGCUCAGAGGAACUUUGUGGAAAGCAUGGCUGGAUACUCCCUAGUUUGUUACCUUUUACAGGUUAAGGAUAGGCACAAUGGGAACCUGUUGUUGGAUGAAGAAGGUCAUAUCAUACAUAUAGACUUUGGUUUUAUGCUUUCUAAUUCACCUGGGGGUGUAAAUUUUGAGAGUGCUCCAUUCAAGUUAACCCGUGAGCUUCUCGAGGUGAUGGACUCUGAUGCUGAGGGUGUUCCAAGCGAAUUUUUUGAUUAUUUUAAGGUUUUAUGCAUCCAAGGUUUCCUGACAUGUCGUAAACAUGCAGAGCGCAUAAUUCUUCUAGUUGAGAUGCUUCAGGAUUCUGGUUUUCCAUGUUUCAAGGGUGGUCCCCGAACAAUACAAAACUUGAGAAAACGCUUUCAUUUAGGUUUGACAGAAGAGCAAUGUGUUUCCUUGGUGCUUUCUCUAAUAAGCAGUAGUUUGGAUGCUUGGCGGACCCGUCAGUACGAUUACUAUCAGAGGGUCUUAAAUGGGAUAUUGUAA